UAUCAGAUACUCCAGUUGAAACAACAGCAUUAACGAGAUGUUUUGGAUGGGAUUCAUCAAAUUGUUUUAUGCCACAUGUACAUGAGUUUGAUAGAUUACUACUAGAUAAUUUAGAGGGUAAAAUGAAGAAUACUAUUUCCAAACUGUUUGUAGGAAAGAUGAAGAGUUAUGUUAGAUGUAUCAACGUGAAUUAUGAAAAUUCACGUAUUGAAGAUUAUUAUGAUAUUCAACUCAAUGUUAAAGGGUGCAACACUUUAAGUGAUUCCUUCCUAGAAUAUAUUCGUGAAGAAUCUUGUGAAGGAAAUAAUAAAUACCAAACUAAAACAUGUGGUUUACAA
Racocetra persica is the source of this 338-nucleotide messenger RNA. The record is from the annotation of a GenBank genome assembly. Lineage: Eukaryota; Fungi; Glomeromycota; Glomeromycetes; Diversisporales; Gigasporaceae.